UGUUUUUGUUUUGAUUAGGAGUUGAUUCACACCACGACACGAGCACUGUUCGAUUUUUACGAAAUUUCUGAUUUUAAAAUUCGUUUCGUCUCACAAAUUUGUGGUUCAAUGAAGUGUUUCGUGCCGUCGUGCAAAAAUGACUUCCAUAUUACGUCACCGCUCUAUUCCGCCCAUCGGUUCCCGAAGGAUGAGGCUCAACGUUCGGCGUGGAUUCAGGCCAUUGGCACAGCCCACCGGCGAGUACUGACGGAAGAAAUCAACUUCAAUAUCGUACGGAUAUGUUCCGACCACUUCGCUGCCGAUUGUUUCUACUUCAGCCAAGAAGGAAAGUCCGGAAACAGAAAACGUGUACUAUCUGGAGUAAUUCCGACAUUGUACGGAGCAGCGGCCGUUGAGAAUGGCAAACAAAAUGCUUUCUGCAAAGUAAAAAGAGCAUCUAAAAGGCGAGACUCAUCUCACAGAAUUCGACAGGAGCCAAUCAGAAUAAAGAAAUGCACAGAAACAGCGCAAAAAGAGUCUAAGGAACUGAUAAAUAAUGCCCUGCAUUGUACCGGGAAUUUAAACGAUUCGUCCUGGAGUACAGCCAAAAAUGUAUUUCGGUUGGAGAAGUUUCCUCACGUUUGUCGGUUGUGUCUGAAACCCCCAAAAUCCGAAACGGAAGUGAUGAUUUCUCUCGACGCCCCGGAUCACGUGUUGGAUGGAACUAGCAUAGGAAAAUUUAUUGCUGAGAUUACGCCUCGUACGGAAGCAUUGGUCCGGAAUAAGCAACAUCUGCUUCCAAAUGUAGUGUGUCUACCUUGCCUAGAACUGCUGAGAUUUUUCGCCAAGUAUUUGUCCAAAAUUAAUUUCGUCCAUCAGUUGAUGAACGCACUGGUCGAACUGAAGCAGCUCAAUUCCAGCCCUAUUGUAGAUCUGUUUAACAAUGAAUCCGAGGCACUUCGUUCGGUGAUCAAAGAUCUUGGCCUGAAUCGGAAGAACAAAUUUACCGUCGAAGACUUGUUAAAUGAAUUUCCUCAAUACGAACUAGCUUCAUUCGAAGGGUUCGUCGUUAAAGAAGAACCAAAGGAGGAAUUGGAGGUUUCAGAACAAAUGAAAUGUGAAGUACUUGUACAAGAGCUGUCGAAUUUUCCAACGGAAUCAGAUGUGAUUUAUGCGGAAGAGUGUACUGCGGAGGAGUUAUCCGAAUUGACCAAAGACAAUCCGGAACUUCUGGUUACAGAUAGUUCGGACGAUUAUCCAAUUUUCAAAAAGCCUAAACCUCCCAUCAAAUCUAAGUAUGGCGGUAGAAAGCUUGAUAAACCACUCAGCUGCACGAAGUGCUCAUUUUCCACGUACUUUAAACGUAAUUUCAUGACACACCAGGAAAAGCACGCAAAACGAGAAGCCCGAGUUUAUGCGUGCAAGCAUCCGGGGUGUUCAAAGGUGUUUAAAACGCGUUUGGAAUACAAACGGCACGGCCCAACGGCGCACAAGUCAUUCAUCUGCGAUACUUGCGGACUUCCAUGUUCUACAAAAACCGCCCUAAAGAACCACAUGGCUCGGCAUAUGAAAAAGUAUGAGCACGUGUGUUCCUACUGUCAACGGGGACAUAACACGAAAGGCGACCUCCGCAUACACAUCACAAAGAUGCAUUUGCGCACUGCCACCUUUCCGUGCGAAACGUGCGGUCUGGUUUUCCAUAGGAAAUUUAUCCUGCAGGAGCACCAACGAAGGCACAAUGAAACGUACGGCUUCCCGUGUCACAUGUGCGACAAAAAAUUCAAGGUCGCCCACAGUCUCCGGAACCACAUUAGAAUCGUGCACGAGAAGUUUCGUCACGAGUGUAGCUAUUGCGAUGCUGGCUUCUUUACCACGUACAACCUGAACAACCACAUCGAGAGCGUUCACGGUAUUCAAACCAGAUUCGUUUGUGACGUUUGCGUCCAAACGUUCAACAGUCGGGAGAAGCUGGACAGCCACCGGCCUCGGCACGACAAUCCCAAGGAGCUCGAGUGUGGACUGUGUUUGAGUGCUUUCAAAUCCGAGGAUUUACUAUCGGAGCAUCUUUGCAUAACGUACAGAUCGGAUUACGUUUGCUGCGGCCGAGACAUGCGGUAUCAUUACAUGUACAACAAGCAUAUGAUGCUGAAACAUGGCGUAACAAUAAACGCGCGGGUAAAACCGGUCCCGGGACAACUAAUGGGUCAGAUGAGAGCCCUUAGGAAACGUGUCGAAUCUUGUCUGAAGUGUGAGGAAAUCUUCCCUUCAAGAACACUGAAGAAGCAACACAUGGCGAUCUGUACAUUUGGGGAAGACAAGAAUAAUGGUCAUGGAGAAGAUCAUUCGACGGCCGAAGAUGUGCUGAUUACGAUUGCGAGCAAUGCGGACGUUCUUCAGCAUGAAGUUAUAGUUGAGUAAGUUGAAUGAACAGUUUUUUUAUUGUAAGACUUUGGAGUACUUUCAACAUUAAACCUUCAUAUCCGACUGCCUUUAUGAGCA
Armigeres subalbatus is the source of this 2478-nucleotide messenger RNA. Its product is annotated as zinc finger protein 287-like. Gene Ontology annotation, molecular function: zinc ion binding. The record is from RefSeq and is a predicted model, not a curated record. Bases 109 to 2397 code for a protein of 762 amino acids. Lineage: Eukaryota; Metazoa; Arthropoda; Insecta; Diptera; Culicidae. The transcript is spliced from 5 exons. Gene Ontology annotation, cellular component: nucleus.